Messenger RNA from Aegilops tauschii subsp. strangulata, 2682 nucleotides. RefSeq lists its product as uncharacterized. Gene Ontology annotation, biological process: positive regulation of protein catabolic process; protein ubiquitination. Gene Ontology annotation, molecular function: protein binding. NCBI's taxonomy places the organism in Eukaryota, Viridiplantae, Streptophyta, Magnoliopsida, Poales, Poaceae. The record is from RefSeq and is a predicted model, not a curated record.
CUGGUUAUUACCUUUUUCUCGCUUGAUUGGCCGGCGGCCAAGGUGAGCGCCGCCGCGAUAGCACCCCCAGCUCCCAUCCACAGACCCACACGCAGCCAGCCUCCGCAUACCGUGAGGGGCGAGGAGAGUGGCCGACUAGCCGUCACCUCCCUCCAGAUCCGCGGCGAGCCGUGAACGAGUAAAGCGGAAGUAUGGAAUUGAAAUUUGAGGAGGUCGCUGCCCUAGACAAAGAUAACGUUAAUGGUGUAGAUGGAUCAAUUACAGUAAGAAGUGUGUAUCCGCUGGGCCCUUGCCCUCACUUUGAAUAUACUGAGGGAUUCGAUAUGACAAAGAUCAAUGAGCUUAUGGCAGAAAGGUCUCUUUCCAUGGCCAAGUCCAGAGCAAAUGACAUAAUCAUUCCAGACCCUACUCCCGAGUGGGUGUGUGAUGACUUCUUCGACAAAUAUGCCAAAUUGGAGCCCAUCUUUUCAAAGGAUAAUGUCCGGCGCUUCCUCCGAUUAUUCAGGAACGGUGGGGGCAAGGCCAUGUCAUGGGAUCUUUCCAUCACCGCACAAACCUUAACCUUCUUGGUCAGUUUCAAUGCCCUGCAAUGUGCGCAACUUGUAUUGGAGGGCGAGGCACCUGAGCUCCGUGGGAUGCACGCCAAUCCCAACUGCAUAAACAAAUAUGGAUACUUCCCGCUCCACCAAGCUGCUGAAAGGUUCUCUGUUGACAUGAUCAAGCUGCUUUUACGCCAUGGUGCAUCAGCCAAUGUACGCACAGUUGGCAAGGAAAUCAUUGAGGAUCUACUCCCGCUCCAUGUCGCAGUUGAGAAUACUUGCCUGCAUAAGUAUCUGGAGGACAAUCUUUCUCCCAGCCAGAAUCAUCUGGAUUAUAUCUACAAUCUUAUCCGUCUGCUGUGUCUACCUGAAAUGAAGAUCUUCUUGGAUACAACUAGACUGCUUGCAGAAAAAACAAAUAAUCUACUUGGAGAGCUCUGGAAAUACAUUGAGGAUGGAAAACUUACGCAGUCUGCAGUUCUACUACUGGCCGCCCAAGAGCAGAUCCGUGGAGGCUGUUCAUCCAGUAGUAAGAAAGAUGGGUUUGACAUGAUCAAGAGCAAUAUACUGAGGCUUUCAUUUACCUUGAUAUGGGGGAAAGGUUCAAAUGAAAUGCCACAGAAGCUUCUUGAGGAAAUGAAGGCACUUUAUUGCGCAGGUCUGCUUGUUGAUGUAAUUUCCCGUGUCGGUGAACCUCUUUCUGCAUACAUUCAAGCACAUUCAGAGGUGCCCCAUGUGGAGGUCUUGGAACAUGUUUCAUCUAUCCUCAAGGAGUAUGGAUUUUGCCCUACUGGAGAUUCCAUGGACACUUUAAACCUCCAGCCCUAUGACUGCAAAAAGUCGGACAGAGAGUCAUGCGGGUCUACAGAUGCAAACAGAGCAGCUACGAAAACGGCCAAUCUGCAUGCUGCAAAGAAAAAGGCUGCGAGAAAGGAAGUAGGUGGAGGAUGGGAUCCCACAUAUGCAAGGAGAAGGUUUUUCCCAUAUUGGAGAUCAGUAUUACAAGCCCGGUUUCCUUUUAAGGUGUAUCCAACCUAUGCAAGAACAGAUGCUAGGUCUGUGCUUGAUAUUGAACACCUCCACGCCUCUGUGAGAAACUCGAUGGCCAAUGGAUCUACUCCAACUCCAAUUAUAGUUGAUCCAGUGGGAAGAAUAUCACCACUUACAAGAAAUAAUCAACCCACAAGACGCUUACUACUGCUACUGGUGCAUUGAAGCUCUUGAAGGCGCUGAAGUAGAGUAGAAAGGUAUGCCAUGAGUUUCAUCUUGCUGUCCCAAGUUUUCUAAACAUGACCCACAUAAACACUUGGAAAGAAUGAACUGUUGUGCUGCCAUCUUUAACUAGUAAGAUAAGUCGUUGAUAUAACGUUAAGGAGUGGCGAUUUGCUUGAUAGGGUUAGGUAUUCUAUUAUUAUGUCUUAUUUUCCCACUGUUUUAAGUUUGUAGUCUCCAGGUUCUUCUACUUCAACACGGCUACGCCAAGCUUGGGUAUGUUUGUUUGCUUGGCAAUUAGCAACCCUGCCGUUAUCUCUUUCCUCCAACUGGUCCAUAUGCAGAUAAUUUAGAUGAUUUUGACAUCGAAAUCCUUGUGGAUGGGAAGCAAUAGAGAUCCACUUAAUUUGUACUCCCUCUGAUCCAUGAUAAGUGUGGCAGUUUUGAACUAAAGUUGAACUAACCUUAGUUCAAAACCGCGACACUUAUUUUGGAUCCAAGGGAGCAGUAUAUUUUAGUUUCUUAGGGAAUUCUCAGCCCUGAGAAAUGUGCAGCACAUUUGAUGGAUAUAUAGUAGUAGUCAACUGAACAUCGAUAAUGUGGGUAGGUAGCCAGUGCUCAACGCAUAAUGAGCGGCUUUUUUUUUUGAACUGAUGAGUGGCUUCUAUUGAUGCUCACCGACAACAAGUUGUUGAGUAGCUUUGAAGUGCUUCUUCAACCUCCUGCACACAGGGACAUGCCUUUGUCUUCAAUUAUUCAUCCUUAGAGCAUCUCCAACAGAUGAUGUAAAAGUUGGUGCCCAAAAAUGGUUUUAGGGAAGAGAGUCUUUGGGCACUGUCGUGGAAUUGUCACGGCAGAUGUCCUCGAGUUAGGACUUAGUCGUGGAGCCAUCGCAACUAGGAAGCUUAAAGGGGUUAAGUGGGACAAGGAA